Molecule: messenger RNA, 951 nt
Organism: Mastomys coucha (southern multimammate mouse)
Lineage: Eukaryota; Metazoa; Chordata; Mammalia; Rodentia; Muridae
Product: olfactory receptor 8B3-like
Exons: 2
Coding region: 1-951 (316 amino acids)
Biological process (GO): sensory perception of smell; G protein-coupled receptor signaling pathway
Cellular component (GO): membrane
Molecular function (GO): olfactory receptor activity; odorant binding; G protein-coupled receptor activity
Source: RefSeq, a predicted model, not a curated record
AUGAUAGCAAUUUUAAUGGGUUUGGAAAAUGGUUCUUUGGUGACUGAAUUCAUUCUACUGGGGUUGACAAAUGACCCUGAUCUCCAGUUACCCCUGUUCCUACUCUUUCUGUUAAUAUACACAACAACAGCACUGGGGAAUUUGGCUUUGAUCACUUUAAUUACACUGAAUUCUCACCUUCACACACCCAUGUAUUUUUUUCUUUUAAACUUGUCCUUCAUUGACCUCUGUUAUUCAUCUGUAAUUACACCCAAAAUGCUGAUGAACUUUUUAGUAAGAAAGAAUGUCAUCACCUACAUGGGAUGUAUGACCCAGCUCUAUUUCUUUUGUUUUUUUGCCAUUUGUGAAUGUUGUGUUCUGACAUCAAUGGCCUAUGAUCGUUAUGUGGCCAUAUGCAAUCCACUCUUGUAUAACAUUACUAUGUCUCCCAAGGUGUGUUCCUAUCUUAUGCUUGCUUCAUACAUAAUGGGAUUUUCUGGUGCCAUGAUCCACACUGGAUGCAUUCUAAGACUGACAUUCUGUGACAGGAACAUCAUCAACCACUAUUUCUGUGAUCUUUUCCCUUUGCUACAGCUCUCCUGUACAAGCACUUAUGCCAACGAAAUAGAGAUUCUAAUCGUAGGUGGUAAAGAUAUCAUUGUGCCCAGUAUUAUCAUCUUUACCUCUUAUGGUUUCAUUCUCUCUAAUAUCCUUCAAAUGAGAUCCACUGCAGGGAUGUCCAAAGCCUUUAGCACCUGCAGCUCCCAUAUACUUGCUGUUUCUUUAUUCUUUGGCUCAUGUGCAUUUAUGUAUCUUCAACCCUCAUCACCUGGAUCUAUGGAUCAGGGAAAAGUCUCCUCUGUCUUUUAUACCAUUGUGCUUCCACUGAUGAACCCCUUAAUCUAUAGCUUUAGAAACAAGGAUGUUAAAAUUGCCCUGAGAAAAAUCUUUAGCAAGAGGAAGUUUUCAUAA